This is a messenger RNA of Pisolithus orientalis, 1229 nucleotides long. Its product is annotated as ubiquitin-related domain-containing protein. Gene Ontology annotation, molecular function: protein binding. Bases 140 to 1207 code for a protein of 355 amino acids. The record is from RefSeq and is a predicted model, not a curated record. Lineage: Eukaryota; Fungi; Basidiomycota; Agaricomycetes; Boletales; Pisolithaceae. The transcript is spliced from 8 exons.
UCCUAAUAUAGCAGCACGCCUAUUGUCAUUAGGCUCCCGUGACGCCACUUGUAUCUCAAGCCUACCGUAUAACACGAAGGCACUUUGAAAGUACUUCCAAGCUGCCUGGGGGCCAAUAUCAAUCCUACCUUCACCAGAGAUGACGAGUGAUCGAGACACACUUAUAAGCAUGGGCUUUGACCCAUCGCGCGUCGAUUGGGCGUUGCGUGCCACCAGCCACCGUGGUCUGCAACCAGCUAUGGACCAUCUCCUUGAGCACGAGGGCGAGCCAAUAUCCGAUGCCAGCACUCCAGCGGGAAAUUCUUUGCCGUCUUGGAAUGCAGCUCAGUCUACCUCGGCUAUGGAUGCAGAUGGCGAUGACGAUGACGCUGAGGCUCUACGCCACCUCAUCGGGAAGAAAGGGGUGGUCUCUGCCGCUGCUACUGCAGGGGAUGUCGAAGCAAAGAGCAUAAAAUGCUCAGUGUGUGGGAAGACGUUCAAAAAUACUGCUUUAGCUAAUUACCAUGCUGAGAAGAGUGGCCAUGACCAGUUCGAGGAGUCUACGGAAGAGAUCAAGCCUCUAACUGAAGAAGAAAAGAAGGCAAAGUUGGAAGAGUUGCGGAAAAAGCUUGCCGCGAAACGUGCUGCCAAGGACCAGGAGGAAGCGAAAGCAAACGAAGUGAUUAGACGAAAACAGGGCAAGGAUCUCAACAAAAUCAAAGAAGAGAUCAAGGCCAAAGAGAUGAUUAAGGAGGCUGAGCAAAAACGGAAGGAAAAGGCGGAGGAUGCGAAAGCAAAAGCUGCAAUCAAGGCCCAAAUUGAAGCCGACAAAAAAGCACGGGCAGAGAAAGCUGCUCGUGAGAGGGCUCUACGUGAAGGCAAGCCCAUAGUCGACAGCCAGUCUGGGACCAGCAAUUCUACACCCUCACCAGCUACAGCGGCAUCAUCGUCUAGUGGUGUAGCUGGUAAGGAUUUUAAAGAUACGCGGCUGCAGAUUCGUUUGGCCAGUGGAGGUACUCCAUACACUACGACGCUACCCAGUGACUCCACUUUAUACGACGUCGCUGAGUUCGUUGCUGCGCAAACACUUUCCGUGAGUGUGGAAACAGUCAGCUUUAUGCAGCAAUUCCCGAGGAAAACAUUUUCUCGCACUGAUUUCAACAAAACUUUGCGGGAGUUGGGCCUAACCCCAUCAGCGGUAUGCUUCUUCGCCCCAGGAAACGAUUAACAAACUCAUCCGGUUAAUAGGU